AUGCAAAAGCGACUUCUUUUUUUGUCUUUCUGGAGACCUACUGCUGACCCUGCUCAGUUCAGCUACUCACAAGAUCCAGAAGAAGUGCAGCUUACAAAGGGUAGCCUCGGUGUUGGUUUGGCGCUGGAUGGCGGUCGCGGUUCCGUGUUCGGCGACCGCCCAAUUGUUGUCAAAAGGAUUUUCGAAGGCGGUUCGGCAGCACGAAGCGGUCGCGUGAAGGUUGGUGACCAGGUUUUGGCAAUUGAUGGCAUCGAUGUUACUGGAAUGAGCUAUCUGGAAGCGACCAAGACGCUGCGGUCGCGCCCGCAAGGUCCGAUCACAAUGAUCAUCCGCUCUCGCCUGCUCUGA
Messenger RNA from Gongylonema pulchrum, 348 nucleotides. NCBI's taxonomy places the organism in Eukaryota, Metazoa, Nematoda, Chromadorea, Rhabditida, Gongylonematidae. The record is from the annotation of a GenBank genome assembly.